Eucalyptus grandis is the source of this 1254-nucleotide messenger RNA. Its product is annotated as probable aspartic protease At2g35615. The transcript has a single exon. NCBI's taxonomy places the organism in Eukaryota, Viridiplantae, Streptophyta, Magnoliopsida, Myrtales, Myrtaceae. Bases 1 to 1254 code for a protein of 417 amino acids. The record is from RefSeq and is a predicted model, not a curated record. Gene Ontology annotation, cellular component: extracellular region.
AUGGCCAUCAAGCUCAUCCACCACGAUUCUAUACAUUCUCCAUAUUACAAUCCAAGUGCCACCAUUUCCGAGCGAGCUGAAUUAGCCAUUAACAGUUCGCUUACCCGCAUCCGCUACUUGAGCAAAAUAAUUUCUAAUCCGAAUGAUGAUGACGCUCGUUCCCAUCUUGUCCCGGCCAUUAGAGGAACCGGGUUCCUGGCCAGUAUAUCCAUCGGUACGCCACCAGUCCCGCAGCUCUUGCUGAUCGACUCGGCAAGCGACCUCCUUUGGUUUCAGUGCCUGCCCUGCACUACUUGCUUCAAACAAUCUCCUUCUCUUUUUGAUUCCACCAAAUCGUCCACAUACUCCAAUAUUCGUUGUAGUUCCCCAGCUUGUUCAAAUUCUACGGCCAAGUGCGAUCCUAAGAGCGAGUAUUGCAUUUACAAGAGGACAUAUCUUGAUGGAACCUUCGCAGUUGGUAACCUCGCCUCUGAACAAGCGACCUUUAAGACAUCCGACGAGGGCACAGUAAAGGUACCGAUUGAGGUGUUCGGAUGCAGCCACAUAAAUAGAGUCCCCGCGGAUGGGCAAGAAAGCGGGAUAUUAGGACUAAGCUAUGGCAAUGGCGAUUUGCCAACUCUGGUUAAGCAAUUAGGCUCCAAAUUUUCCUACUGCAUCGGCAACAUAGACGACCCCCAGUAUCAGUACAAUCAACUCAUUUUGGGAGACGGGGCGAUCAUAGAAGGCGAUCCUACGACCCUGCAAACUGACAAGGGUUUCUACUUUGUGGACCUCCAAGGUAUAAGCAUCGGAGAGAAGAAGCUGCCGAUCGACCCCAGGGUAUUCCAAAGAGGGGCUUCAGGUGAGGGAGGAGUGAUGAUAGACUCGGGAACCACCUUCACAUUCCUGAAGGAAGAGGGGUAUGUUCCGUUGCAGAACGAGGUCGAGAGUUUGAUGGCGGGAAUUCUGAACAGGGUGAGUCAUCCAAGUUUCUUGUGCUACGCAGGGAACGUGGAGAUAGACCUGACCGGAUUCCCAGUGGUGACCUUGCAAUUCUCGGGCAAUGCGCAGCUCGUCUUAGACACCAACAGCAUGUUUUUCCAGUCGAGUGCGGGUGUCUUGUGCAUGGCCAUCCUUCCGAUAAUUCCCGAAAUGAAUGGUGAAUCCAUGAUCGGAGUGAUGGCGCAGCAGUCCUAUAAUGUAGGGUAUGACAUCAGACAGGGCAAGAUCUUCUUCCAAAGGAUUGACUGUAGUGUUCUCGAAUCAAUUGUAUGA